This is a messenger RNA of Numida meleagris (helmeted guineafowl), 3040 nucleotides long. RefSeq lists its product as uncharacterized. The record is from RefSeq and is a predicted model, not a curated record. The coding region runs from base 410 to 1456 and encodes 348 amino acids. The transcript has 3 exons. Lineage: Eukaryota; Metazoa; Chordata; Aves; Galliformes; Numididae.
CGCUUCCGGAUGAGGCCACGACACCGGGAAGGAAGAGGAGGGCGGGAGGCAAGGAAGGCAGCGGGACCCCUCACCUGCUCACUCCCUUGACCCCAUAACAGGGCCGUCGUUAAGAGCUGAGUGGUUAUGCUGGUGGCCGCACACUUCACGUGACUUCCAAGCAGAAGAUGAAGCUCUGGAUUCUGGCAGUCAUGGCAGUCCUCCCAGUCCUCAGUGUCUUGGGCCACUGGGACCACAGGGUGCUCUGCACCGUUCCUCUGCUGGGCAUAGUGGUGCUGACCAUCCUCAUGGCCAGGAGGCGCCGAACCAACGCCAAGGUCCUUGCUCCCCGGGCAGGGCCCACCAAGGCUGGCAAUCCGCACAACGUCAACUUUGCUUUCUGGAGCAGGGCACAUCAGUAACGAAGAGCAUGCAGACCAACAGGAGCACGGAGCAGAGUGGCAGGAAGGGGCCCGGCCCCACAUUGCACAACUCGUGCUGCUGGGCCGGGCUCUCCUCAUGUCCCCAAGAGCCGUUCCGGGCCGGAGCAUCCCAGCGCUGCCAGAGCAUUCCAUCAGAAGACCCGAGUGGUGGUGCCGAGCCUUUGCUGUCCUGCAGCAGAACCAGUCCCACCAGAAGAUCCAAACUCAGCUGGUUGAGGUCACGUGGAAAAGGACGGCACAGAAGCAGAUUGCACAGGAAAGCAGCCUCUGGAAGAAGCUUGCCAUGGGAGAGACAAGGAGGAACUUGGGGUCCAGCCGCCAGCUCAGAGCUCCUCGGGAACCCACCCUCCACUGACAGCAUGGAGGACCUCUCCAGAUCCCUGAUGCAGUCCUUGGACACCACAAAAAUCUGCCUCGGCCUGCUGGCCAAGAUGGAAAAAAACAACGGCAGCGGUGCUGGAGAGGCGCGCGGGGGCUGGAGGAGCGAACACUCGGUCUGCGUGCGGUGCCGCCGGUGCCUGGAUGACAGCUGCCCGCACCACAGCGGCUCCGCAGCCACCACGGCCAUGGGCACGGUGACCGCCUCGCUCUGCUCCCUGGAUGUGGUGGUGAGGGUGGAGGAGGUACAGCUGCACGUUGGGUUGCGCUUCGAGCUGUCCGUCGGCGGGAAGACGCUGCACACGUGGGAGAAAACCGUGCGGCUGCCCAAACGUUGUGGCAGUGAGGAAUACUGCGAGGAGUGCGGAGAGCCUCUGUCCAGAAGUCCCGAGGACUGGGGGACGCAGCAAGGGGGGUCCCAUCCCAACACAGCCUCCCAGUGGCCCCUGCCCCCCUGGGCACAGCCAAUCCCCCCAGAUGCUUCGGAACGGCUGCAGAGAGCGGGGAUGGAGCCCCUGCCCCAGGUGGAGUGCAGGGUCCCGGGGCACUGCAGCACAGGGCAGUGCCUCCUCUGCUUCUGGUGCAGGGUGAAGAGCGGAGGGAAGAACCCACAGACAGCGGGGACAGCUGAGGGCAGCAGAGAGAUCAGCAUCUGACAGCACUGUGGGAAGGGACCGGCUGCCACCCACCCCUCUGCUGCCUGAUUUUGAGUUCUCAGCUACGGUGUAAGGAGCACCAGCAAUAAAGGGGACUGUGGCAUACUGUGAGCAUGGGUGGGAGUUUGAUUCCAGGAGCCAUUCUCUGCCAUUCCCCUCCCCACAGCUGUACCAACACCCCCAUGGGGUGUGCUGGGGCCUGGUGUAGUAGAGGACAUGUUGGCUACUGCUGCUGAUGGGGACUCUUCACCAUGAUGAUGAUCUCUCCAUCAUGUUUGAAAAGUCACGGCUGUCAGGCAAAGUCCCCGACGACUGGAAAAGGGAAACGUCACUCCCAUCUUUAAGAAAGGGAGAAAGGAGGACCCAGGGGACUACAGGCCGGUGAGCCUCACCUCUGUGCUGGGAAGAUCAUGGAGCUGAUCCUCCUUGGAAGAGAUGUUCAAGAACAUGAGGGACAAACAGGUGAUCAGAGACAGCAAGCGCAGCUUCACCAAAGGCAGAUCAUCCCUGACCCAUCUGGUGGGCUUUAAGGUCCCCUCCAACCUAACUCAUUCUAUAGUUCCAUGAUUCUAUGAUGAGAUUGUUUUCCUUCAUAGGCCUGGAAAUGGUUUUAGGGUUUAGCUGCUCCAUCAGCUUCCCAGGGGUCACUGUGUGUGCGUCCAGACUGCUGUUCCCUGAGAACUUCACAACACUCUUCACCAUCUUACUGGGUAUAAACGUGCAGGUUUUGGUAUCAGGGGUGCAUGGGGCACCUGAGAAGAGAGGUCAGGGCUGUGUUUGUGAACCAGGAGCCGGAGCCAGAGCAGCAUGUGGGCUGCACAAUUUGGAACUGCAGAACAGGGACACGGAGCCUGGCAACCCCAAUGGUCCUCGCUGGCCGGGUGAUAAUUAAACCUCAGGUCUUAUCAGUGCUUGGACCCGCUGUCCUGGGCCCUCAUCAGAGAGUCCAAAGGCGGUGGACAUGCCACUUGGCCAGUUCCAGUGCCAUGGGUGGCCAAACCUGGAGUCCUGAGGCUUGCAGCCUGUGCCGCCUGCCCACAGAGUGCUGCUGAAAUGCUAUUGUUCUUAACAAUCCCUUAAGUAUAUUACACCUUCCGCAACAAUCCUCUUAGAGGAAGCCGUCGAGAUGGCUGACAAAGGGCAAGGUGUCAUUUAAAUACACCUAGGUGUUAGUCCAGAUGGAAAGAGCAUGGCCCAGGGCACGGGAAGAGGCCACGGGGCUCUUGGGCUCCUUCAAGGCUUUGUCCCAUCCUGCACACAGGAUGGCUCCAGCCACUGGUGGGGGGAGCAGCAUCCCUUGGCCCCAGCCAGAGCUGCCACCAGCUCGUCUCUCCCCAUGCAGCUCCACAUCUCCCGUCAGCCUUCCUGAUGGAAGAACUGCAGAGAUUCAGACCUCAGCAUCCAGCUCAUCUUUGGCGCAAUCCGGCGGCCCCGUGUGGAUACGCUCAGCUCCUGCAGUUGACCUAAGUCUUGCUCAGGCUGAUGAGCCACAGUAACCCUGAUGCGCUCGUUAAUAUUAAAGCACCAGGUGUGUGCUCACAACCAUGACCCGAAACAGAAGCAAUACAUCCCUAGAACAGGUGA